CUCACUCAGACUCACACAACACAACACAAACACUAAAAGAUGGCAAAAGACUUUCCGACUAAAAGUUUGGACAAGAUUGAUCUUUCUUGUUUGCGGGAUCCCGCUGGUAUUUUCGAUUUAGUUGAAGUGGUCGGUAAUGGAACGUACGGUCAAGUCUAUAAGGGUCGACAUGUCAAGACUGGGCAGCUGGCAGCCAUUAAGGUCAUGGAUGUCACAGAGGAGGAAGAGGAAGAAAUCAAGCUGGAAAUUAAUAUGUUAAAGAAGUACUCUCAUCACAGAAAUAUAGCAACGUAUUACGGUGCUUUCAUAAGGAAAAAACCAUCAAGUCACGAAGAUCAGCUCUGGCUUGUGAUGGAGUUCUGUGGAGCAGGCUCUGUAACUGAUCUGGUCAAGAAAAGCAAAGGAAAUUGUUUGAAGGAAGAUUGGAUCGCCUACAUCUGUAGAGAGGUUCUUCGGGGAUUGACACAUCUUCACGCACAGCAUGUUAUUCACCGUGAUAUCAAGGGACAGAAUGUACUUCUUACAGAGAAUGCAGAAGUAAAGCUCGUUGAUUUUGGUGUCAGCGCUCAGUUGGACAGGACGAUGGAGAAGAGGAACACGUUCAUUGGAACACCGUAUUGGAUGGCACCCGAAGUCAUAGCAUGUGAUGAAAACAUGGAUUCCACGUAUGAUUACAGAAGUGACCUAUGGUCAUUGGGUAUUACGGCUAUUGAAAUGGCAGAGGGAGCUCCUCCUCUCUGUGACAUGCAUCCGAUGAGGGCACUUUUUCUCAUUCCACGUAAUCCUCCCCCCAAGUUGAAAUCAAAGAAAUGGUCAAAGAAAUUUAUUAAUUUUGUAGAAAGUUGCUUGGUCAAGAAUUAUUUGCACCGACCUUCAACCGAAAUGCUGCUGAAACAUUCAUUCAUCCGUGAUCAGCAAAAUGACCGUCAAGUUCGCAUUAUGCUCCGAGAUCACAUCGAUAGAACCAGGAAGAAAAAAGCCGAGAAAGAGGAAACAGAGUACGAAUACAGCGGAAGUGAGGAAGAUGAAGAUGGACUGAAUGAAGAUGAGGGCGAGCCGAGCUCCAUUGUUAAUCAACCUGGAGAGUCGACUCUUAGACGGGAGUUUUUGCGGCUGCAACAAGAGAAUAAAAACCGCUCAGAGUCCCAGCGACAACAACAGAUGCUUCAGCAACAGCUGAGAGAGCAGGAAAAGUAUAAAAAGCAACUGCUGGCGGAACGGCAGAAGCGUAUUGACCAGCAGAAGGAGCAGCGGAAAUGGCUGGAAGAUCAGCACAAAAGGGAACAGGAGCUACGGAAACAGCAGGGAUGUGGGCAGAAGAAGUCAGAGCUGAAGGAGAAAGACAGGAAGGAGCAGAAGGGUAGAGAGGAGGAAGAAGAAAGGAAAUGGGCAGAGGAGGAAAGGUGGAAGAUAGUGGAAGGGAACAAGAAAGUUGAAAACAAGCAGACUGAAGAAUUAGUGGAUUGCAGGAUGAAUGAAAAUCCUACACCAAUGGAUACAUCCCAGCAACAAGCACUCCAGAAACAGGUGGAAGACAAACGGAAGAAAAGUGGUGACAGCCUUGUGGUAGCACAUUCUAAACCAAACAGGAGAGACCCGGGACCUCCAAUACCUCCGCAUUCUGAUCCCAAAAGAGAAGGUAGCACGAGCCACUGCCCAGCUUUACAAAGAUCUGCCGGCUCACAGGAUUUGAACCUCAAGCUGUAUCGAGCUGCUCAUCCCAGUUCCAUUUCCUUAUCUGACAUGGUCCUCAUUCCAAUCACACCUGGACAGGAUGAAGUAUUUUGGGACUCACUAGAGAAUGACAAUCCACCUCCCAAGGUUCCACAGAGGACCGUUUCUAAAUCACAUGGCAAAGACCAAAUAAGCAGCCAAACUCCAACGAAAAGUACCUCCAGUUUUGAGCUGCAGCCCCUAUGGGAGAGGGUGGAGAGUCCUGUCGGCAAACAAGUGAAAGGCAAUUCCCCCCGCAACAGCUCACCCACUUCUGGGCAAAGUUCUCCUCAGACUGCAUCAGCUCCUUUUUCCAGUGCACCCAUCCAAAAUCACAAGCAACUCAGCUCAAAGGCCUUUGAAGAGAAAAGGAAUGUGCAUUCACCUCGGAGUCACACUAAUGUGGCUACGUCAACCAAAGGAAAAGUUAGCAACAGUCCUUUUGUCAAGUCGACAGAGUACUCUUCCUCCAGUGACGAAGUUGGGAGUACGGAUGAAGACGAUGACUCGAGCUCUGAUGUCGCGGAGCCUCUACAAGCCAGGCAGCCAGCCAAGCUGAGCAGUGGAGAGACAGACUGUGACGGCACCAUUGUUCCUGAUGGCAUCGAACUUCAGCCGCACAGCACUUUUAACGAACAAAAGAACAUAGCAGGGCCAAAUUGUAGCAGACAGCAAGGAAAUGCUGGUGUCACCAGUUGCAUCCAUCUCCUGCCAGACCUCAUUCAGCAGAGCCAUGCUGCUAACCCUUCAGUCAAUCAGCAGGGAUCUGGGCAGACCCCUGAGUCACCACACAACGAGACUACAACUACUAACCAGAGCAUCUCAGCUGAAAACCCACAUCUUAAAUCCAGUUCCUCAUCUUCCUCUUCUUCUUUCACACCAUUCAUCGAUCCCAGGCUCCUGCAAAUCUCCCCUUCAAGUCCUUCCGCGGGAUCUAGUUCUCCGGGCAGUAAAUCCGAGCCUUUUAGGAGAGAGAGCGCAAGAAAAGGAUCCGUCGUAAAUGUCAAUCCAACAAAUAUACGACCGCAAAGCGAUACUCCAGAAAUCCGCAAGUACAAGAAGAAAUUCAAUUCCGAGAUACUUUGUGCAGCUCUAUGGGGUGUCAAUCUGCUGGUGGGUACAGAGAAUGGGCUGUGGUUACUGGACAGGAGUGGACAAGGCAAAGUGUAUUCCCUGAUCAGUCGAAGACGUUUCCAACAAAUGGAUGUGCUGGAGGGACUGAAUGUACUGAUCACCAUAUCAGGAAAGAAGAAUAAGUUGAGAGUUUACUAUUUGUCAUGGCUUAGAAACAAGGUCUUGCACAACGACCCCGAAGUAGAGAAAAAGCAAGGAUGGGUUUCAGUCGGAGAACUUGAAGGUUGUGUUCACUACAAAGUUGUCAAGUAUGAGAGAAUAAAAUUCUUAGUGACUGCUCUGAAGUCCUCUGUCGAAGUCUAUGCUUGGGCGCCAAAGCCGUACCACAAGUUUAUGGCAUUUAAGUCUUUUUCAUGUCUAUCAAAUAAACCACUGUCAGUGGACCUGACUGUUGAAGAGGGUCAGAGGCUGAAAGUGAUCUAUGGAUCUGUUUCUGGUUUCCAUGCAAUCGAUGUUGAUUCUGGAACAGUUUAUGACAUCUACCUGCCAACUCAUAUUCACAGCAACGUUCACCCCCAUGCCAUUAUCAUCCUUCCCAACACAAACGGCAUGGAGCUGCUCAUCUGCUAUGAGGAUGAAGGAGUCUAUAUAAACACCUAUGGUCGGAUCACAAAGGAGACGGUAUUGCAGUGGGGAGAGAUGCCCACGUCUAUUGCAUACAUCCAAUCAAAUCAAAUAAUGGGCUGGGGAGAGAAGGCAAUUGAGUUACGCUCUGUGGAAACUGGACAUCUCGACGGUGUGUUUAUGCACAAGAAGGCACAACGGCUGAAAUUCUUGUGUGAAAGAAAUGACAAGGUGUUUUUUGCUUCAUCCCAGUCUGGCGGGAGCAACCAGAUUUAUUUCAUGACACUCGGCCGUCCCUGUCUCCUUAACUGGUAGACGUGCAGGCUCCUCGUGUCGGAGCAAUGAAUUCUUGAAAACACUCGCCAGACGUGGAGUUACAAUGACGCGAUCAUCUCCAGAUACAAAAAUAAUUCCAUCCCAUAGCUAUAAACUCUUCACGGAAAUUCAUGGCAAUGUCAGACAAUGGCUGAACUUCUGAAUACAGCAGAUGGCACAGUUGGACAGAGCACUUUCUGUCAAAACUAAAACUGGUUACUGUAUUUC
Molecule: messenger RNA, 3954 nt
Organism: Callorhinchus milii (elephant shark)
Lineage: Eukaryota; Metazoa; Chordata; Chondrichthyes; Chimaeriformes; Callorhinchidae
Product: mitogen-activated protein kinase kinase kinase kinase 4
Exons: 31
Coding region: 40-3726 (1228 amino acids)
Biological process (GO): protein phosphorylation
Molecular function (GO): ATP binding; protein kinase activity
Source: RefSeq, a predicted model, not a curated record